AUGGCAUCCGAACCAUUUGUCCUGGACUUACCCACAGUCCUCAGUCUGGCAUUUUCUCUUUCAUUCAUGCCAAUCGCAUACUACCUCGCCGACUAUCUAGUCCCACGUUCUCACUUCCGCAACCGCCUCCUAUUCAUCUGGCACGCUUAUGAUGCCCUAACCCACCUCUUCAUCGAAGGAUCCUUUCUCUACGAAUGCUUCUUCAGCUACACAACCGUCGCAGGAAUCCACUCUACAGAUCCCUCAUUCCUUAACCGACCUGACCGAAUCUACGGCCCCGCAUACGGAACCGGACCCUUCGCGCGUCUCUGGCAAGAAUACGCAAAAGCAGAUCGUCGCUGGGCCGGCGCAGAUAUCAACGUUGUUUCCCUGGAACUCCUUACAGUGUUCCUGGGUGGACCAGCUGCUAUCUAUAUCUGUUACUUGAUUGUGAAGUCGGCAAAUAGCAAGGUUCCAGUACAGGCGCGUGGCAAGGCUAAGUCUAUGCUGUGGUUUGUUUCUACUAUUCUUGCUACUGCGGAGCUCUAUGGUGGGUUUAUGACCUUUGCGCCGGAGUGGUUGACUGGUUCGUCGCAGUUGGCUACGGAUAAUCCUGUUUACCUUUGGUUUUACCUUUUCUUCUUUAAUACCCUUUGGGUCUUUGUGCCUAUUUGGGUUCUUUUGGAGGCUAAGAAGGAGCUUCAGGCUGCUUUUACGACUAAGGAGGAACGUUCUGAGCGUUCUGAGCGCAAGAGACAUUAA
This is a messenger RNA of Penicillium malachiteum, 741 nucleotides long. Its product is annotated as EXPERA domain-containing protein. The transcript has a single exon. Gene Ontology annotation, cellular component: endoplasmic reticulum; membrane. Gene Ontology annotation, molecular function: cholestenol delta-isomerase activity. The record is from RefSeq and is a predicted model, not a curated record. Bases 1 to 741 code for a protein of 246 amino acids. Gene Ontology annotation, biological process: sterol metabolic process. NCBI's taxonomy places the organism in Eukaryota, Fungi, Ascomycota, Eurotiomycetes, Eurotiales, Aspergillaceae.